This is a messenger RNA of Blepharisma stoltei, 357 nucleotides long. NCBI's taxonomy places the organism in Eukaryota, Ciliophora, Heterotrichea, Heterotrichida, Blepharismidae. The record is from the annotation of a GenBank genome assembly.
AUGGGAUCGUGCUUCGGGAUCAAUCAUCAUCACAAUAAUUACAAAACCCCAGUUUCUGAAAGUAUUCCGUCCCAAAAGCUAAAUACGACCCUUGAAAUGCAAAGAGAAUUAUUUGCUCAAAAUUACCUUGUUAACAUCAAAAAAUUGAUGUAUGUUCCGCGGCUAAGAAUAGAAAACAGUAAUCUAUACAACAAAAGAAUCCGAAGAAAAGCAUCUGAAAUAGAUAUAUUGAAUUUGAUUGAACUUAAAGAAAAAGAUGAAAUUGUAAAUGUUACAAAUGAACCAUUAACAAGUGGAAUCUCGCCCUCAACUUGCACUGCAAAUGAAAUCAAUGAAUUUCAAAGCGGUUUAAAUUAA